AUGGCUGAGGCUGUCUUCAAGCACAAAGUCAAAGAACUUGGCUACAGUGACCACUUUAAACUCAUUGACUCGUAUGGAACCAGCGGCUGGCACGUCGGCGACAGUCCAGACUCCAGAUCAGCUGCCACGUGUCGUAAGAAUGGAGUUCCUGUGAAUCACUCUGGGCAGCAAAUUUCAGUUAGAGAUUUCGCCAAAUUCGACUAUGUGAUCGGCAUGGACGAGUCAAACAAAGAGGACUUGAUGUUCAUGAAACCCUCUGACAGCAAAGCACGUGUAGCUUUGUUUGGUGAGUGGAAGACUGACCCCCAGUUCAAGACUAUCGUGCUGGACCCAUACUAUGGCGGUAGAGAAGGCUUCGAAGUCAACUUUAGACAGAUCUCACACUUUUCUGAAGAGUUCUUGAAACAGGAAAUUGGAGAAAAGAACAAGAUCUGA
Molecule: messenger RNA, 435 nt
Organism: Candidozyma duobushaemuli
Lineage: Eukaryota; Fungi; Ascomycota; Pichiomycetes; Serinales; Metschnikowiaceae
Gene: LTP1
Product: tyrosine protein phosphatase
Exons: 1
Coding region: 1-435 (144 amino acids)
Biological process (GO): protein dephosphorylation
Molecular function (GO): protein tyrosine phosphatase activity
Source: RefSeq, a predicted model, not a curated record